Molecule: messenger RNA, 1693 nt
Organism: Panicum hallii
Lineage: Eukaryota; Viridiplantae; Streptophyta; Magnoliopsida; Poales; Poaceae
Product: transcription factor MYB4-like
Exons: 3
Coding region: 266-1186 (306 amino acids)
Source: RefSeq, a predicted model, not a curated record
AAUCCCGCUGGCUGGCGCUUGCUCCCUCGACAUCCUCCUCCCUCUGCAUUCUGUCGCCUACUACCACCCCUCGCUCCCGCUCUUCCUUCCUCUAUAUAGUUGCAGAGAAUCCUCGGUCGUUGCACUCGAUCACCUACGGCGCUAGCUGCUCCAGUAGAUAGAUAUAAUUAAGCUCGUGCCGGCCGGCCGGCGCUGCUGGUGAAGCUACGGCGGCGCGGUGCUCAGCGACUAGGGGGGAACGGACGGUCGAUCGGACGAGGGAACGAUGGGGCGGUCGCCGUGCUGCGACAAGACGAAGGUGAAGCGGGGGCCGUGGUCGCAGGAGGAGGACGCCGUCCUCCGGAGCUUCGUCGAGCGGUUCGGCAAUGCCGGCAACUGGAUCGCCCUGCCCCAGAGAGCAGGGCUGAAGCGAUGCGGUAAGAGCUGCCGCCUGCGGUGGCUCAACUACCUCCGCCCGGAGCUCCGGCACGGCGGCUUCACCGACGAGGAAGACAACCUCAUCCUCUCCCUCUACGGCGACAUCGGAAGCAAGUGGUCGGUGAUCGCGUCCAGACUCCCCGGCAGGACGGACAACGACGUCAAGAACUACUGGAACACCAAGCUCAAGAAGAGGUACCUGGCAUCCACAAGAGAAGGAAGGCCGCCACCACCUCCUGCCAGCGACGACGACGGCAGCGCCACCGCCGCGGACAGCCGGUCCCAAGACGAUGAGGCCCCUCCGCCGACACCUCCAGCCCUCGCCAACCUCGACGACACAGCAUCAGAAACAGCCGCCGCCGCCGUCGACGACGACGCCCUCCUCCUCAAGUCGGAGCAUCUGUACGCGGAGCUCGUGGGCCUCAUCGAGCAGCAGUCGUCGUCGCUGACCACAAGUACUACCGGACCGCCGUCGUCGUCGACCGGGGAAGCGUCGUCGUCAGCAGCGACGCCGUCGUCCUCGUCUGGAACAAGUCCGACGACGGGUAGCAGCUCAGGGAGCCGCGCCACCGUGUGGCCCACCAGCAUGGACGUGCAUGGCACAACGCUGUUGUCCGAGUCCAGCAGCAGCCUGUUCGACGCUUGUUACGGCGUUGUUGGUGAUGACGCGUUCGGAGCGGCUCUGCUGCCCGCGUACUCCUUCCAAGACCUCCUGGCCGCGUCUUACGACGAGUUUACCGCGGUGACGCAGGAGUUGCAGUACUACUGACAUCGCAUGGCUUGGUCUCAAAGUUGGUGUUGUGUGGUACCAGUAGGUUGUGCUAGGCAGUGAUUAGAAGAUGAUGACGACAAGAGACGUCAUGAUGAUCGUUCGUGCAAUCCCGUUGAGUGCAUGUAUUAGACUGCCUAAAAACAGCGUAGUUGAUGCUGGAAAAAUUAUGCCAAUGCCACCAGCUCGUGCUGGUCCCGGGAACACUUCAUCGCACGCAACUUUGGACAACUCAGAAAAUUCACAUGGCCGCCAUAAGGUCCAUCUACGCCGUUCAACUCACAUCGAGAUUCAUGCCAAAAGGUAGGUGGGAAGAAUCGUGGGUACAUAGAGAUUCAUGCGGCAUGAGGAAGAUGGAUGACCACGAUAACUCGUGUGUGCACAUACACAUGUGAAGCUGCUUUUUUGCCUACCUCCCCCGCCUUUCGUAGCCAUGCGACUCGGGCACUCACCUGACUGUAAAUAAAGUAUUUUUCUUUGGCAAAUGUGCAUGUACAUGAUUCACAA